AUGUCGAACAAGAUGGCAACAGGUUAUCAGCAAAAUUCAAGAUGGCAAAGAAACGGCGGAAAGCGAUUUGUUCAAAACGAAGUCGCACCAUAUCUUGGCAACGAUAUAUUGGAUUUAGGCUGUGGUACUGGCGAGCUGUCUGCUUAUCUUGCCAAACUAGCAGGGCCAAAAGGUAGAGUUUUAGCAGUCGACCCUGACAAGGAGCGCAUUCGAGUGGCUAAAGAAUCGUACAAAGAAGUAGAAAACCUCACGUUUGCUGUAGGAAGCACCUCCAGCUUUCCAGGCCUGGGUUUGGAGACUUACAACGUUAUCUUCUCAAAUUUCGUUCUUCACUGGAUAAAGAACAUUGAGGAUAAGAAAAAAGCCUUCGAAAAUAUGUUUAGAAGCUUGAAGCCGACGGGAAAAAUUUUUGUGAGAUAUGGUGAUCGAAUGCCUACUCACUUUGACCGCGUCUUUCGCGAGCUCAACCCAGAAAAUUUGGACUGUCUGAUGAGCAUUAAUCAGUUUGAACCAAGGCCCGUAAUUGAACAGAUGUGUCUGGCGGCUGGAUUUCGCGUUCUGAAGAGUUUUGACGAGAAAUUUGAAGAUCGAGUGUUUGAAAACGGCGAGAGUCUUUGUUUGUUUUUC
Molecule: messenger RNA, 627 nt
Organism: Porites evermanni
Lineage: Eukaryota; Metazoa; Cnidaria; Anthozoa; Scleractinia; Poritidae
Source: the annotation of a GenBank genome assembly